AUGGAACUCAAACGCAAAGCCGACAGCGUCAGCACUUCCUCCGACUCCUCAUCCUCAUCCCUCACCAACUCUCCGCAACCCUCCCUUCCAGUACUUCCACAGCUACAACUCCCAUAUUCCAGUUCCAGUUCCGAUUCCGGUUCCGGUUCCGGUUCCGGUUCAACAGGACUAGACAGCACCGCCUCGCCUCCCAAGAAGAUCAAGAUAGUAAUUAUUAAGCAGCAGCCGAAGCCGAAGCCGAGAAUGGAAAUGGAGGUGGAUGAAUCGCCCAUUUGUGGACAAGGUCCUCAACCUAUUUUUUCGCAAGUGGAAUGGGUGCCGGUGGAGUCAGGAACUACCAUCGGGGCUGCUGUGGGAUGUGGUGGCGGUGGCAGGUCGGGCUUGGCCAUGGAGGAGGUUUCACCUAGGAGUAUGACUUUUUGUCGGGGGUAG
This is a messenger RNA of Sordaria macrospora k-hell, 432 nucleotides long. RefSeq lists its product as uncharacterized. NCBI's taxonomy places the organism in Eukaryota, Fungi, Ascomycota, Sordariomycetes, Sordariales, Sordariaceae. The record is from RefSeq and is a predicted model, not a curated record.